Naegleria gruberi is the source of this 2891-nucleotide messenger RNA. RefSeq lists its product as uncharacterized. Bases 1 to 2775 code for a protein of 924 amino acids. The transcript has 3 exons. NCBI's taxonomy places the organism in Eukaryota, Heterolobosea, Eutetramitea, Acrasida, Naegleriidae. The record is from RefSeq and is a predicted model, not a curated record.
AUGUAUUCGCAUCCACAUCAUCAGUUAUCUUCAACACCAAAUAACACGAUUGGACAACAAACAUCACCAUCAGUAAAUCAUCAUCAGCAACUUUCAAGUCCACACUAUCAUCAGCAACAACAACCAAACAAUGUUUAUCAACAACAACAACAUAAUAGUACUGUAAUAGCGAGCUUUAAUGAUGCGUCUGGUGUUGCUUUUAAUGGAAAUAAUAUUAAUGGUGGCAGUAGUCAUAAUAAUAUGCCAAUAGGUGGUGGUCAUGGAACUAGUUUGAUGACUCAAUUACUAUCUAACAACAAUAAUAAUAACAACAACAAUCAAUCGCCAUCCAUGAUGCAACAACAACAUAUUCAACAUAAUUUUGCAAAUAAUAAUAAUCAAACAACACAACAACAUCAAUUGAUGGCUAAUAAUAACAUGAACCAACACCAUAAUGGAAGUUUGAGUAGUAACAGUGGUUCUCCGAAUAUCCAUAGUUCCUCGUAUAAUAAUAACAAUUAUAUGAAUCAUCCAAAUUUUGUAUUGAAUUCAACUCCUUCACCCGAUAAUAAUAUGUAUUCUCAGCAACAACAACAAAUGUAUCAUAAUACACAAUUGUCAAAUAAUAAUUAUCAAAAUAGUCAACAACCAAUGAUGAUGAACCGAGCAUCUCCUAAUCAACAACAACAACAAAUUAAUAAUACUAGUGUAAUGGAUAAUAACCACCAACCAUGGAAUCAAUCUUCGGGAGGUGGUAUUUGGAAUCAAUUCGUGAUGAAUAAUUCUAAUCAACAAGUAACUGCACAAAGAAAUUAUAAUCAAGCACCAACUAUGGUCCAACAACAUCAACAAAUGGAUAAUAUGAACUACAGUUAUGUAAAUAAUUCAAACCCCCAAAAUAGUGCAUUACUCAGUCAGUUAUUAAAUAAUAAUAAUACCAUGAUGAACCAGAAUCCAACAGAUGUGACAAUAGAUUCAUUGAAUUAUGCAACAUCAUCUGCAGUCGAUGAACAGGAUGACGGAGCAGAAGCUCAGUUUCACCCAAUUGCAUGUUUGAAUUGCAGGAAAAUACAUAAAAGAUGUACAACUAAAGGAUUGAAUUGUGAAUAUAAGGAACCAUUCUUUAAAAAGGCUGCGGAGAAGAAGGAAAAGAAAAGGAGGAAGAAAAAAGGUGACAUUAUUACUAUGUUCAAUGUUGGAGAUGAAAAUGAAGUGGCAGCCAAUGCUAUUAAAUCUAUCAAACAGAACACAAUUGAAACCUAUUGCAGCAUUGCAUUAGAGAAGUUAUUACUUGUUGGACCACAAGAGUUGCUUAGUCGUCGUGACGUUUUAUCAUUUCUCUUGUCUAUUCAAUCUCUGUGUGAAUUAAAGUUUGGAUAUCCUGAUUUGGCAGAGGAAACAAUGAUCAAGGCAAGAAACAGUUUGUCACAUCAUUUCGAUGAUUAUGAAAAUCCUUUCGUUGUUUGCACAUAUUCCCAUCUUGCAUUCUUCUAUGCAGCCGAAGGAAAAACCAAACAAGCAAGAGGAUAUCUCAGUUUUGUAAAUCAUUACAUGAGUGAUUGGAAACAAGGUCAUACUGCAGAAGAAUCUCCACAUGGAGAAAUGAAUGGAACUUUAUAUAGAGUUAGUAUUUCGAGAUUGAAUUGGUUGUGUCUCAUAACAGAACUAAUUUCAACAGAGACCCAUCCUGUCCCUAACAUCUCCACUAUUGAAAAACUCUCCUUGGACAUGCUUGGACUUGCAAUGCCAGAAGAAUGGAAAGUUUAUCUCACAUAUUAUCAAUUAACUGAUAGUAAGAAUGUGGACGAAAGAUUGAAAACUUUGGAAUUAUUUGGAUCACUCCUGCACUUUGCAAUGGGCCCUCAAAAUAAUUCUGUCUUUGCAACAAGAUUGCACAGUCUCAACAAUAUCAUUUGUAUUAAUGGGAUUAGAGCUACAGUGUUACUUCUAUCUGGAUGUAAUGUUGGUGCCUUACAUGGGGUUGAUACUGCAGGAUCAGAUAAGGUGAUAGCAGAGCACAUUAAUUUAUUGGAAUAUGCUGCUCUAGCUAUUAGUAAGACGACUGAAGAAGAGUUCUUCCCAUUCAUUUCACCAUACUUAAUUUCCUUCUUUUUGGUCGCAGUUAAGGUUAAUUUGGAAAUUUGUAAAAUGAUAGAAAGAGGAGAACGUGAAAAUUAUCGUCCUUGUCCUAAAAUUGUAAAUAGAGAAGUGAAAUUGGAUGGCAUUGAUUUAGACCAAUAUUAUACAGUUGUAGAUUAUUAUAGUGUUGUAGCAAAAGACUUGCGUGGAUUGCAUGUACUGAGGAAACGAUAUCGUUACAUUGCUAAAUAUGUUACAGACUUGGAAGAAUUUCUAGCAAAGAGGUCUACCCAAUCUUUGGAAUCUAUUGCCAAUUUUGCCAAUUCUUCUAUCAUUCCUGAUUUGAGAAUCAACCAACCUUUGACAAACACCAAUAAGAGUGAAAGAAUUGGAACUUUUUAUAGUGAAAUGAGGAAAUUCAUGUUGACUUUUAACAAGGGAUUAGGUGAAGCUCUCUUGGGUCAACCAAGAAAAAGUGGAACAGGUGGUGACAAUUUAUUCUCCCAUCCAGCUCUUUCUAUGGUAAUGAAUGGGUCAAUCAAACCUGGAAAUGUUAACGAGUUAUCAAUGUACGUCUCUGAAAUAUCCAAGAACGUUCAAGAGCAAGCAGAUGCCUUACGAGAUUUGAGCACGCCUAGUUCUAUUGAUGAUAUUGAAUUGGAUUUUGCCUCCACUUUGGAUCCAUUCCAAGCUCACAGUUCAGUCAAUCAAUUCUGAUUAUUGCCUUAUCCUGAGGUUGAAUUCAAUGAAAAAGUGCAUUCUGAAAUUCAUCACAACUCAAUUUUGAAAUAUCAAGCUAAUAAUAAAUUUGAAGAAGAGGAAAAUCUCUUGGU